Molecule: messenger RNA, 2217 nt
Organism: Cyclocybe aegerita
Lineage: Eukaryota; Fungi; Basidiomycota; Agaricomycetes; Agaricales; Hemipholiotaceae
Source: the annotation of a GenBank genome assembly
AUGCUUAACGUAUUCGGUUUCCUCCAGUUCCUCCCCGUCCCUCUGCUGAUUGGGGUUAUUCUCAAUAAACUUGGGCAGAUCAUUUACCUUUCAAUACAGCAGUCGCACUCUGUCGAAGCCCUCCCUCCAACAGACAUGCCCUCCCAAAUUCCGAACACCAAGCUAUUCCAGUUCACCGCCGAAGAUGACGCGGAGUCAGUGGAUAUGUCAGACGACACGGAUGUCCGUCGUCGCAGUCGCGCCCAAGCAGGCAAACCGUCUGGCGCUUGUGUUGACUGCAAAUCUGUCAAAGUUCGAUGUGAAUUCGAACCGGGCGAGAAGAAAUGUCGUCGUUGUCAAACCAAGAAUCUUCCUUGCCAUCCUCGAGAACGGAAGAAGAGGAAACCCGCGGACACACACGAACAGCUUCAAGAACGAUCACACGAACAGGACAUACACAUUCGAAAUCUCCUGCACCAAUAUGAUCAGCUCAGAGCAGAGCAGAAAAUUCACCAAUGGAUGUCCAGAGCACCUCCACUGAGGAAUGAUGCCAUGAACCUUCAACAACAUAUCAAGUGGUUUCACAAGGGGAAAACCCCCGAAGUCGCUGUAAUAUCAUACUUCUCCACAGGGCCUGGGCCUCAGCAACUGGUUCCGCCAGAAAUGGUCAAACACUGCGCCCUGUACCCAGAAGAUAUCAUAGAACUUUUCUCCAUCUUCUUUACCCGCGUCAACCCUUACUUCUCCAUUCUUGACAAAGACUACCACACUCCCCAGAAGCUAAUUUGGUCAAGUCCCUUUCUAUUCACAGUUGUCUGUGCGGUCUCAUCACGGUAUUACACUGACCGGCCCGAGCUCUACCAACUGGCUAUGGAGUUCGCAAGGGACUUCGCCGGAAAGGCCCUCGUUGAAGGAUACCGUAGCGUGGACGUCUGCCAGGCUUACCUGAUCAUGGCGGUGUAUCCUGUUCCAAAGAAGAAGUGGGCGGAGGACAGAAGUUGGUUGUUGAUGGGUGUCGCCAUAAGGAUGGCCAUUGAACUCGAAUUAAACCAACCUGCCCCACCUAUGUGCGACGGACGCGAAUCGCUGAAUCGGACGCGAACAUGGCUAAACUGCUACUGUGUGGACGGGUCGCACGCCAUACAGUUUGGCAAGAUGCCGAUGUUACGUUUGGACGACUAUCUCGCGAGGAACUCACGCGACUGGUAUCGAUCUUCGCCACUAAAUACCCCUUUCGACGUUCAUCUCUGUGCCUAUGUACAAAUGAUCUUACACAUGGCCAAAUGGAGGGCAUACAUCCACGCCGAUGACCCAACGGCCAGGCCACUCGAGUCUGAAGAGAUUAUAUCAGCUGCGAUCGCCACGCAAGAAACACUAUCACGAGAGAUGGAUGCCUGGGGCGAGAUAUACGCAACUGAAUUAUCCUUCCUUCCUCUUCCGAUUUGUGGAUACCGCGGUAACACAACGCAGAUGAUAACCUCAUACCUGAGGCUCGUCGUACUCCUUGUCGGAUUCCAGCACACAAAGCAAGAAGACCUCCGGCGAGACUCAGAGGUUGUGGUCAAAUCGAUUGAAGUAGCACGAACUACGAUACAGAUAUUGGUCGAGCGCCUAUAUCCGACUGGCUAUUUGCGGUAUGCAAUGGAGGCGCACUUCCUUUUUGUGUCAUUCGCAGCUGCAUUCCUCAUCAACCUAUUCCGACCUCGCUUUGUAGACCUUCUCGAUGAUCACUUACAAAGAGAAAUCAUCAUCAGCGUCACCCGGCUGAUUACAAUCCUUGGCUCGAACGAUGUGGCCUUAGAUGGGAGGCAUACGCCAGCCCUUUACUCAAGGUUUCUGUCCUCGUUAAUGGCGAGGCACAAUCUGGGCCUUGAUAAUUUCGAUCCAUCAGGAGGCGAUGACUCCAAUUCCAGGCCGUCAAAUCCACAAGACAGGUACACAACGCCUCCCGAUGGAUUCUAUUGGCCCGAUGUCCGGUCUAUACCUGAUAAAUCGUCAGACGACUCAUCUGAGUUCUCUGGCGGAUUUGGGGGUCAUCAACUUCAGGGCGAAAUCGAGAUGGACUUUAGCCUAUCUCACUUCAUCAAAAUUGUCACUUCGCAGCCAACGCCGCCUCCGCCACCACCGCCGGUCGACCUGACGCAGACCUGGGAUACGUGGGAUCUAAAUACGAUUAUACCCCAACAACCUGCGUGGAUUGAACCUGUUCCCAUACCCGCUAUUUGGAGAGUUGUAUAA